GGGCGAGUGCGCGCUGGUGGCGACGGGUCGCGCUGCGGGGUGGGCACCGCAGUACGGGACACGCGCGCCGCCGCCGGGCCGCAGCUAUGGGUCUGGGAGCCAGCGCCGAGCAGCCCGCGGGCGGCGCCGAGGGCUUCCAUCUGCACGGGGUGCAGGAGAACUCCCCAGCCCAGCAGGCAGGCCUGGAACCCUACUUUGAUUUCAUCAUCACCAUCGGGCACUCAAGGCUGAACAAGGAGAAUGACACGCUGAAGGCCCUGCUGAAGGCCAAUGUGGAGAAGCCCGUGAAGCUGGAGGUGUUCAACAUGAAGACCAUGAAGGUGCGCGAGGUGGAGGUGGUGCCCAGCAACAUGUGGGGCGGCCAGGGCCUGCUGGGGGCCAGCGUGCGCUUCUGCAGCUUCCGCAGGGCCAGCGAGCACGUGUGGCACGUGCUGGACGUGGAACCCUCUUCACCUGCCUCCCUUGCUGGCCUGCGCCCAUACACAGACUAUGUGGUUGGCUCAGACCAGAUCCUCCAGGAGUCCGAGGACUUCUUUACGCUCAUCGAGUCCCACGAGGGAAAGCCCCUGAAGCUGAUGGUUUACAACUCCGAGUCCGACUCCUGCCGGGAGGUGACUGUAACUCCCAACGCAGCCUGGGGUGGAGAGGGCAGUCUGGGGUGUGGUAUUGGCUAUGGGUAUCUGCACCGGAUCCCAACCCAGUCUCCCAGCCACCACAAGAAGCCACCUGACGCCCCGCCACCUGACGCCUCGCCUCCUGACGCCCCGCCUCCUGAUGCCCUGCCACCUGGACCCACCCCUCAGGACUCUCCUGCCUCUUCAGGCCUGGAGACAGGUUCCAGGCAGGAUGACUACAUGGAGGCCCUGCUGCAGGCACCCGGCUCCUUCAUGGAGGGACAGUUUUCUGAGCCUGGGAGUCCCAGCUGUGGUGCUCCAGACCUUGGGGGAUUUCCACAUCCCAUGGAGACACCUCUUCAACCUCCACCUCCAGUGCAGCGUGUCAUGGACCCAGGCUUCCUGGAUGUGUCAGGUAUCUCCCUCUUGGACAGCAGCAAUGCCAGUGUCUGGCCCGGCCUGCCCUCUGCCACAGAGCUGACAUCCAUGGGUCUCUCAGCCUCUGGCCCUGAGGACGUCUCCAGCAGCGGUUCUCACGAGCGUGGUGGUGAGGCCACAUGGUCCGGAUCAGAGUUUGAGGUCUCCUUCCCGGACAGCCCAGGCACCCAGGCACAACCAGACCACCUGCCUCAGCUAACUCUUCCCGACAGCCUCAUCUCGGCAGCCUCACCGGAAGACGGCCUGUCUGCUGAGCUGCUCGAAGCGCAGGCUGAGGACGAGCUGGCAAGCACAGAGAGCCCAGAGUUCGGGGCGGAGGCUGAGGGGGCAGGCGGCCAGGCCCUGCUCUCCAUCCCUGAAUAACGCCCUAGGCUGUGUCCAGGUCCCUGAUGGCAUUUCAUGAGGCUGAGAUGGGGGGAAGCCGCUUAGGCCGCACUAUGCAGCUCAGCCCCUUGCCUGAUCCUGGCCCAGUAUGUGCAGCUUCCUAAACAGUGGCUCCCGGUUGUGCAGGGACUUCUGCAGCCCGGGAGCUCAUGUGUGCCCAUAGCCCCUGCCGGUGUCCAAGAGAUGACCUUCCAGCACUGAUUCUGCCUGGUGGUCCUGGCUUUGGGGAGUUGGGCACUUGUUUGAGAGUCUCAGACAAGUCCUUUUGGGGUGGUGGGGAGCUGGGAGCAGCACCCAGAUUAAGUUUUGCAGGAGCUGGGGUAGGAGAGGAAAAGGACUAUUCUGCUGCUUGGGUGGGGCAGAGAGCCUCCAUGGGUAGGAAGAGGAGACCAUCGGCAAGAGCAUCUUUAGGCCACGUUGUACCCUUACGUCCAGUGCUUGCUCCUGCUCUGGUCACUAUGGCUGCCCAGGCAGCAGCAGGGUCCACACAGGGUCAGGUGUGAAGGAGGAAGGAGGAUUGAAGGGUGGAGUGAAGGAGGAAGGGAUAGGUCUGGAGUAUUUGCCUACAACUUGCUAGGGCUUGCCUUGAUUCUUCUUGUACAGCUCAGCUAGCCCCGUGUGUACUAGAAGGCAGCCCCACGCCUUGGGGACCCUUGAGGCCCCAGUUACCUUCUCUUCUAGAAGUCUCGUAUCCUCAUCUCUGCUACACUGCAUAGCUGGCUCAGGCUGACUGACAUCUGCCGGUCACAGCUGGAGGAGAGAAGCAGUGUACUUGUCCAUCUCUCCUGGGGGAAGAGGGAAAUCCUAGCCCCGUCAGCAGAGACUCACUUGUUCUUGGACCAUGAUGUCUCUUCUUCCCCAGGGCCUACACCCCACAAACCCAGUAUCCCUCGUGGUGACUCCUGUCAGCUCCCAAACUUAUACAACCAUCUCUUCUAAAUAUACAAGGCAUCCAGGCUGCCCUAGUAGAAUACAGAUUGCAAAUUUAAAUUCACCGACCUAAGCAGACUCAAAGCCAGUCCUGACUGGACUUCCUGAACACAGCUCCCACCCUAAGCGAGAAUGAGGGGCCUGGACAAUGGUGGGUAAAGGCCAUUCUGUUCUUUCCCAUAGUAUGGGAGGCUGUUCCCUCCACCCCCCGUGCCCAGAGUGGCUAAGACUGGGCGAGAUCUUGUGCUUUACCUAGUUGCUGCAGAAAGAGGAGGGCUCCAUGCAGGAACCUUAAGUCCUUAAGUCCCUCACCUGCCCACAUCUUGCCAAUUGCUACAAAAGCUGCCUCUGGCUUUGUCUUCUAGCUGCUACCCAGUUGAAAGUCCCACGUUUGCAGCUUGAUCUGUAAUGUGGGCACUUUACACAGUGCAUUCAGGGUUCUUUUAGGCCCAUACAAUAAGGACCAUCUGCUCGGGGGGAGGCACAGAUCAAGUAUAUGCAGGGAGGGCCCCCAAUGAGCAAACUCUUCAAAUUUCUAGCACUGUGACUGCAUUUGAAGCAAGCCCUCGUCAAGCCUGUCGUGGCAGCUGAUAAGUCUGCCGAACAGGGAGGAGGUGUGUCCAAAGCCAGGUCUGGAGCUGGGUUCUGGGAUUUUCUGGGAGCCGUGCCUGCCUGUAGGAAUCCAGGAAGUAGAAGAGAAUCACCACAGGACUGUUUGGAGGCCAGCUUCCCUGAACUGCAGCCUGGUAGUCUGGCCCGACAUCCCCCUCACCCUAGGAUUCUGGCUCUUCCUCUCUCACUUUUCUAUACUCCCCGCCCUGACCAGGGGGAUAAAAUGGGUACUGACGUUGAUGACUAUCAGGGUAAACAUGGAACCAGAAGUUUCUCUGUAAUCUGCUAUGAAGGAAAAUGACAAGUGAAAGAAAUAAAGGUGUACUACACUUUGAAA
Molecule: messenger RNA, 3315 nt
Organism: Enhydra lutris kenyoni (northern sea otter)
Lineage: Eukaryota; Metazoa; Chordata; Mammalia; Carnivora; Mustelidae
Product: golgi reassembly stacking protein 1
Exons: 10
Coding region: 87-1415 (442 amino acids)
Biological process (GO): Golgi organization
Cellular component (GO): Golgi apparatus
Molecular function (GO): protein binding
Source: RefSeq, a predicted model, not a curated record